Zophobas morio is the source of this 1913-nucleotide messenger RNA. It is a transcript of the gene Capr, whose product is annotated as caprin homolog. Gene Ontology annotation, molecular function: RNA binding. The transcript has 3 exons. The record is from RefSeq and is a predicted model, not a curated record. Bases 173 to 1471 code for a protein of 432 amino acids. Lineage: Eukaryota; Metazoa; Arthropoda; Insecta; Coleoptera; Tenebrionidae. Gene Ontology annotation, cellular component: cytoplasm.
CAGUGCACUGUCGGCUUUCCGAUGGAGUGAACCCCUCUGUGCUGUCAACAAAUCUCGAACGUUUCCUUGUGUUACUUUCCGUUAAAAAAUUCCUCUGCAGCCAGGUGCCCUACUUCCCAAAGUAGGGAAGCGCAAAAAGUGUUCAGUUAGCCCCCCAAAAACAUUUGAAACGAUGCCUUCGGCGGCGAACGUGAAAGUUGAUAAGCAAGUGUCCCCCGAAAACGCUCUGCCGGAGUCCUCGGGCACGUCGACGCCCCUGCGCCAGGUCAUAACCCUCGUAGAGCACAAAAUUAGGAACCUCGAAAAGCGAAAAUCGAAAUUGGAGUCGUACAGGGACCUGCAGAACGCGGGAAAGGAGCUCAACGCCGACCAGAAGACUGCCGUAGCGAAGUACAAUGAGGUGACGCAGACGCUGGAGUUCGCCCGAGACAUAUAUAAACAGUUCCUUGGGAUUGCUGUGGUAUCGGAGAAGGAGGCCAAGAAGCAGGCGAAGAAGGAGGCCGCGGCGAAGAACCAAGCGGAGCUGGCGAGGCUAAGGGAGAUCCUGCUGGUGCAGGACGCCCUUAACCAAAUGGGGAACGAGGCGGUGAGGGACGACUUCCUGCACGGGAGAAACGGGGCGGCGCAGUUGACUGAAACGGAUCUCAAACUACUCGACGACUUAUACCCAGCUGUGACCCCGAAACAUGAAGCCGGCAACCCUACGGCGUUCACGAACGAAGUGCAGGCGGCCGCCGAACACCUCCUGGCCGUCGUCGACGGUAAGCCGAAAGAAGUCUUCGGCGGCACGUACAGCCAGGUGAAGGAAAUUCUCGGAAAAAUCCACGAGAGUGGCUAUUUCGAUCAGGUGCAAGUGAUGGAAAGCUUCACCGAAGGCGAGCAACCUGAAGUCCCUCCGGCGGAGGCGGCCGUCAGCCACGAGCCGAUCGCACCGCAGGAGCCGCCCCAGCAGUUGCCCCCCAUGGAGAUGCUGUCGAUCGACGCGCUGCCUCCUCCGAUGAUGCCGCAGCCGCCCACGGAGCAGCCCCCCCUCGAGCAGCCGCUGAACCCUGAGCAGCAGCUGUUCUACCAACAGCAACAACAGCAGCAGCCCCCCAGGCCGAUAACGGAGAUGUUGGGGACGGGGAGUUUCUUCUUCUUGCAGGAGUCGGAGAUCGACACUCCGCCCGAACAGAUUCCGAGCCAGACGUUCACGAACCAGAGCUUCGUCAGCGCGCCGCCGCCCCCGAUCCCGCUGCCGCCCCUCUUCCAGAACAUCCCGACGAAUCUGCCACCGCAACCGCCCAUCCCGCCGGUGUCGGGCAACAACGGGAUCGAGGAGCACAAGGAGGAGCACAAGGGGCAGGGCAGCGCGGGGGGGAACCGCCCCCCGCGGCCCAACAACCAAUCGUAUUACCAGAACAAUAACGGAUACAGUAACAGGCCUAGACAAAGCAGGAACGGACCUAGACCCGGGAAUAGGCAUAACUAAGCGAUUUCACCGACGAGCCGAUAUUAGUCCUUUUUUUAAUUUAAUUUAAUUAUGAUUAAAACAAAUUUAUUGUAAGUCACUAAAGUCAAUUGUAACGGUUUUUUUCGAGGGGUGUGAACUCAAAGUGUGGAGUGAUUGGUUGCGUUUUCGACGGAAGGUUGUGUAUAUAUGGGACGCGCUUUGGGUUGGCUCCGACCAAUGGAUAUCUAUGCUUUAACAUUUAGAGUGUUAUUGAAAAUGGUUAAACAGCACAAUGCGUUGUGGUAAUUAAACCUUUUUAUCAUAGAAUGGCAUUUUCAGUUUUUACUUCUUUUUCUAUUGUACCUUUUCAGUAUCGUUACCUAGAAACUAGGACCUUCGGAAAUUUUUAGUAUUGGCUUUCAUUAUGAAAUUAAUUCUAAUUGAUUAUAAUUAAUUGGAUUAAUAAAAAGCUGGUAUACAA